AUGGCCAGUUCUGGACUGAAGUGGCUGAUGAUGAAGCCCUACCGCAGCCCUUGCUUCUCAAAUUUACCCUAUCGUCAUUACCAAGCGCGCAGACUGCCUUACAAUCGUAUGAUUGUUCCUAUUAGCCGGGAUAAAUUGCCUCAAGAUGAGAAUUUCAACAAUGAUAUCGACGCCAUCCGGAAAGACGUCAACCAGGACCACUUGCACCAAUUGCAGAUAUGUCGUCCACUAUAUCUCGAUAUUGCUUUUACUGACGGACGAAUACAGAGCGACACUCAAGAUGUAAGAGGCCAUCUCUCAUUGUGCGUAGUUUCUGGAUUGAACAGGAAACCAGGCGACGACCAGUCCGAGACAUGCCGUGCCUGCCAGAAGACAGGCGAUGUGUGUGAACGAACAGCGAGCAAGAUUCGUUUCCGUCAUGGAUCAAGUGCGAAGUAUGAUUCUUUAUUCGGGAAUGAUCAAGUGUGGCUACGUAUAUUCGACUUUGUUGACGAGUCCGACGAGGUUAUUGCGAGCUAUAACCGAGAUUCAGGAUCCGAUGGAGACGGAGACUAUAGCACGGAAAAUCAUGGAAAGAGUUUAAGCCCAGCAGCCAAUAGACUCUCUGAAUCGGCUUCGAGUGUCGACUAUCCUCGGCAUUGUACCCGAGUUUCCUUGGGGUCUGAUGGGCUAGUCCAUGCCUCGCCUGUCGAAUCAGGGCCACUUAGCCUGCAUGCGUCGGCAUAUCCCCAGGAUCAACGCCCAUUUAGCCCUAACAUAUCUACGGAUUACCAGCCACAGCGUUACGGUGGUUGCUAUGAUGAACCCGGCCUGACCUCCGAAUCAUUUCAUACCCACCAACCAAACAUCCAUCAACUCACCAGCAGCCUUCCCACCAAUAUAGGCGAAGAUCACGUAACCCUCCGCCUCGAAGCCACCCUACUCCGCUACUUCAUUGAAGAAAUUUGCCCCUGGUUCGACAUCUGCGACCCAGACCGGCACUUCGCCCGUGUCCUUCCCCACCGAGCCCGUAACUGCCCGCCCCUCCUACAAGCCAUCCUAACGGCCUCCGCACGCCACCUCACCACCUCCCUCAAAUUCAAAUCCCCGACAGGAGGUUACACCUGGAACGGCCUAGUCAUCCCGAAUCUCAAUAAAUCCACAGCCCUCCAUUACCACGAUAACUGCAUAAGAUCCCUCCUCAGUCUAAGCGGAGACCUAUCUCGAAUAAACAGCGAGGACCUCCUCGCCGCGGCUAUCGUGCUAAGAUUCUACGAGGAGAUCGACUCCCCAUUAGAGAACAACACUGAUAAAGGUGUCCUCCUUCGUGUGCUCAAAAUCUUCGUCAAUGCCCAACUCCCAUCACCAGAUGCAUUCCCCUGUAGCCUUGUAGAAACCUAUCACAAACAUCAUCAUCAUCACUUUUCACUAGUCUCAAACACCUCACCAACCACACCCCCAGCAAUUACACACACCCAAUCAACUACCCUCCUCCGCGCCUGCCUCUCCAUCGCCUUCAGACAAGAACUCUAUAAAUCUUUUAUGACCCAACGCCCUUUCACCCUCCCUCUUUCCCGGUGGUCUUCCCUCCGUUCCUUCACUCCAGCCGGGGACGGAACAUGGGCUGAUCGGCUUGUUCUCUUCUGCGCCGACGUGCUGGAAUACUGCUACGGGAGCUCAGAGACAGAUCAUUUGCCAUCCACCGAUGUGAACAGGUGGAACGACUUAACCCGCUACGCGGAGGAUCUCCACGCUCAUCUCCCACCCUGCUUCGAACCAAUCUACACCAGAUCCCCCCUCGAAAGUUCUGGGGAUGUGUUCCCAGAAAUCUGGUACGGAGAUGGCUGCCACGCAACAGCCAUCUCCCACCUCCAUCUCGCAAAAAUGCUUUUAGCAGUCUUCAACCCCACAAUCCCCAAGCUUGGCCACGGGCAUAUGGCCGCGAUGAUGCAAGUUCGGGCCGUAAUGAGAGAAACCGUGAUGAAGCUCUGCGGGAUAGCGCUGUGGAAUCGCCGGGCGCCUAGUGUGUUAGUAGAUGCGACGAUGGCCAUCAAGGCUUGUGGGGAGUGUAUCACCGAACCAAGUGAGAGGCAGGCGGUUUUGGGGCUUUUAAGGGUUACAGAGGUAGAGUAUGCGUGGCCUACAGGUGGGAUUGCACAGAGUUUGAAGGAGGCUUGGGAGGGCUAA
This is a messenger RNA of Aspergillus caelatus, 2166 nucleotides long. RefSeq lists its product as uncharacterized. Gene Ontology annotation, molecular function: DNA-binding transcription factor activity; transcription cis-regulatory region binding. Gene Ontology annotation, biological process: positive regulation of transcription by RNA polymerase II. The record is from RefSeq and is a predicted model, not a curated record. Lineage: Eukaryota; Fungi; Ascomycota; Eurotiomycetes; Eurotiales; Aspergillaceae. The coding region runs from base 1 to 2166 and encodes 721 amino acids. Gene Ontology annotation, cellular component: nucleus. The transcript is spliced from 3 exons.